AUGAGCUUAAAGCCUUCGUUUAUUGAAAAGCUAAAUCCGGAUGGUUUUACUCCCUUGCACCUAGCUUUGCACAUCAACGUUGUUGAGACUGUAAAAAGGCUUGUAAAAUGUGACCCAACACCUAUUCAUGUUCCUGGGAGGGAAAGGAUUACACCCUCUCAUUAUGCAGCAGAAAUAAACAGCGUUGAGCUUCUAGCUGAAUUUCUUGUUUCUUGCCCGGAAUCGAUCAAGGAUUUGACAGCUUGUGGGGAUACUGCGGUACAUGUUGUUGUGAGAACCAGAGGUUCUGAGGUACUCAAGAACAUGAAUAACGUCAAUGACAAGAACUCGCAAGAUAUGACAGCACUUGAUAUUGCCAUGUCUCUUCCGGCUGAAAUGAACACCAAAAUUAAGAUCUAUCUAUGCCGUGCAGGAGCUUCAAGAGCUUCGUUGCGUCACAAGAAUGUUAGUUUAGCAGAUUUCAUGGGUUCACAGGAAUGA
Fraxinus pennsylvanica is the source of this 480-nucleotide messenger RNA. The record is from the annotation of a GenBank genome assembly. NCBI's taxonomy places the organism in Eukaryota, Viridiplantae, Streptophyta, Magnoliopsida, Lamiales, Oleaceae.